CUAUUGGUUAUUGCUUUUGUUUAUUUGGUGGCUCCUAAAGGAGCCGUUGGUUUUAUGAAAAGCCAAUGCACUUAUGCUCGUUCUCCUCGGAUUCGGCGGGCCAGCUGAAUGUCCUUGGGCAUGAUCGUGACACGCUUGGCGUGGAUGGCGCACAAGUUGGUGUCUUCAAACAGACCAACAAGGUAAGCCUCGCUAGCCUCUUGAAGAGCCAUCACAGCAGAGCUCUGGAAGCGCAGAUCGGUCUUGAAAUCUUGAGCGAUUUCUCGCACAAGACGCUGAAAGGGCAGCUUGCGGAUCAACAGCUCAGUGGAUUUCUGGUAACGACGGAUCUCUCGAAGAGCGACUGUGCCAGGCCUGUAACGAUGAGGUUUCUUGACGCCACCAGUAGCGGGCGCGCUCUUACGGGCUGCUUUUGUGGCGAGCUGUUUUCGUGGGGCUUUUCCACCGGUUGAUUUACGGGCAGUUUGCUUUGUGCGAGCCAUGUUUGAAAACUUGGAGUCAGUUGGAGAGACUGAAUUAUCGUUGAAUAGACUCCCAAAAACUUUAUACCUGGCGCGUUUCAUUCUGAUUGGCUGAAAUGUUUGCUCUGUGAUUGGAGGAAUAAGACUGACUUGAUGUACCAACGGCAAUUUUCGAUCCUAAGUCAUUUUUUGUUGGUUUUAGUUCUUUGAAGGGUAGUUUUUGGGAAGAAAUAUUCUGACGAUAAUAGGCCCAUGUGAAAAAAAUUUAUGUUUGGAACAAUGUUAUAAAUCGCUGCAUUUCUUGUGCCAAAAAUGCAUCAUAUUUCUGCAAAGCGGGAGCGCAAAUGUCCGUCACGGUAAACUACUUUAGCAAAUUAUGCGCAUAUUUCACUUGUCAUAAUAUUUGCCCUCUGUUUAACUUAAAUAUUGCUUUUGUUAUAAUUGAGCCAAUGGAAAGGCCUCUAAGCUUCCAGCGAGGUCCUCUUUGCUGUCAUAUAAAGCAGAAACGAAGGUUUUUUAGGCACAAUUCGUUAAGAGAGCACUAACAUUCAGUCAAUAUGUCUGGUCGUGGAAAAGGAGGCAAAGGUCUAGGAAAAGGAGGCGCCAAGCGUCAUCGAAAGAUCCUUCGUGAUAACAUCCAAGGCAUCACCAAGCCAGCUAUCCGUCGUCUUGCACGCCGUGGCGGUGUCAAGCGAAUCUCUGGUCUCAUUUACGAAGAAACCCGUGGCGUUCUUAAAGUUUUCCUCGAGAACGUUAUCCGCGAUGCUGUGACGUACACCGAGCACGCCAAGAGAAAGACCGUGACAGCCAUGGACGUGGUGUACGCUCUCAAACGCCAAGGACGUACUCUGUACGGAUUUGGUGGUUAGACUACACUGCCUACACUCAUAUCACAAACGGCUCCUUUAGGAGCCACCAAAUCCUUGAAAGUCAUGACCAAUAAAGUUUGCUAUUCUUUCUCCCUUAAAUCUCUUGAAAGCUCGAGAGAGGGCAUCGCAGAAAUUGGCUAAAUUUUUUGAACAAAUUAUUGUCUACGACUGGUCGAAGAUUAGGUUGGCAUGGUUAAAUCUUUGCACACUUUCCCUCGGCUAAAUCCUCCCUGUAACGGCUACUACUGGGGGAAAGGUUUGUCGUAUUACCAGUCGUUUCGACACAAGUUUAUUCCGUCGAGUUGUCAAUAGUUUAACGAACUUGGCUUAAGUAACGAAGAAUAUUCACCCAAAGUGCUUAUCUUUUUCACGCGCAAACUUUCCUUAAAGAGAUCGAAAUUCUUAUGUAAUUUCACUGCUCACGUUUGUAUCGAAACGAACGGUUACCGGUUUGUUGUUAUUCUAAAGGGACACCCAAGUACUUCGCCCUUCAGGAACGAUCCUACCCCUUGCAUGCGUGUUUUCACUGUAACAAGUUUGUAAGACCUUUGCGUCGAUGCUGUGAGCUUUUUAUAAAAGUUUUUACUUAAGUGAUGAAAUUCUUGUAAGCCCCACUUUUUCAAGGGGAAGUUAAACAAUGUUGGCGACUUUGCAUCGAUGCUGUGAGCUUUUUAUAAAAUUUCAUACUUAAGUGAUGAAAUUCUUGUAAGGCCCACUUCUACAAGGGGAAGUUCAACAAUGUUGGCGACUUUGCAUCGAUGCUGUGAGCUUUUUAUAAAAUUUUAUACUUAAGUGAUGGAAUUCUUGUAAGGCCUCCUUUUUCAAGGGAAAGUUGAUCAGUUUUGGCGAUUGUUCUUUUUCUUUUCAUUGGAAAAGUUUAUGAAAGGUUUUGAUUCAAAGACUUCGGUCAAGUGUGGAACUUUCUUAGAAGUUUUACCUUUCUGUAAUCAAUGUGCAACGAGAGUUCACUCUCCGUACUGAAGGAGCACCCAUUUGCGCGCUAAAAUGGUACUAAAUUUGCAUUUGAAUAGUCCUUAUCUUUUCACGAGCUAAUGCUCAAACAAAAUUAUGUUACGGCCGGAAAUGAUGCGGCUACCAGUUCUCUUAAUUUACACAAAGAGAGAAAAGUUACUUAAAGUUUUUUUAAAAUCGUUCAGUUUUCCGUAGAAUGUUUCUCCUUGGACAUCUGUCAAAUGUGGAAAUUUCUUAGGUUUCCCACUCAGUAAACAACGUGUAACGAAGGAGCUCUUUUCGUAACGAACUCACAUCAAUUUGCGCGCUCAGACUUACACUAAAUUUGCAUUUGAACAGUCCUUAUCUUUUCAUAAGCUACUUAACGUUGCCUUAAGUUCUGUCCAAUUUUCCUUAGAAUCUGCAUAAACUGGCUUUGCAGACGGUCAGCUAUUCUUGAAGUGGCCUUCGUCCAUCUUAAAAGGGAAAUUUUGUAGUAAAAUACGUUUUCAAGAUUUUGGCGCUAAAAUUUCCUUAUGUAUACUCCUAAACUAGUCCUUGUAAAGAAACUUUACUUUUGGGUUUAAUUUCUGGACUAAUGGUAAUUGAUAACUGAGUAUUGGUCAUGAUUUCAUAACAUAUGGUGGCUCCUAAAAGAGCCGUUUGUGUUUUGAAAGCUUAAGUUUAAGCUUUCUGCUUCUUCUCGGUCUUCUUGGGCAACAGCACAGCCUGGAUGUUGGGAAGAACGCCUCCUUGGGCGAUGGUGACACCGGCGAGCAGUUUGUUCAACUCCUCGUCAUUUCGGACGGCCAGCUGAAGGUGACGGGGGAUGAUUCUUGUCUUCUUGUUGUCACGGGCAGCGUUACCAGCCAACUCAAGGAUCUCAGCGCUUAAAUACUCGAGCACGGCGGCCAAGUACACUGGAGCACCUGCGCCAACUCUCUCAGCGUAGUUUCCUUUGCGAAGAAGACGGUGGAUACGACCAACAGGAAACUGAAGCCCUGCUCGGGAUGAUCGGCUCUUGGACUUCGUGCCCUUUGCCUUUCCUUUACCGCGACCAGACAUAUCGAAAUCUAGUAAUGUUCAGAGUAGUGUUCUGAGCAGUGUUAUAGGGAAAUGAAUGACGUAGAUUUGGCGGUCUACGAGAUUUAUAGCACCAUCCCUUUUCGUGAGGAUCGAAACGCACCAAUCAAAGUCCUCGUGCGUUUUUGAAUUUCAAAUAACCUUUGUACAAAAGAAAAUGCACAGCAACUUCAACGCGUCUUUUAGAAUUGAAAAGAGCAGUGUGUGCCCAGUGGAACAUCCAAUCAGAAAGCAAGGAUUUCGAUCCGUAUGAUAAUCGAUCAUUUCGUUAUUUUGGUAUAAAUACAAGAUGGAUCGCGUUGGUUGAUCAUACCCAUACAACAAGCAUGGCACCCAAAGUUGCAGGAAAGAAAGGCGAGAAGAGAGCCGGAAAGGCUAAGGCUGGAGGAGAAAAGAAGAAGAGGAGAGGAAAGAGAAAGGAAAGCUAUGCUAUCUACAUCUACAAGGUGUUGAAGCAAGUUCACCCUGACACUGGUAUCUCCAGCAAAGCCAUGGGCAUCAUGAACUCGUUCGUCAACGACAUCUUCGAGCGCAUCGCCACCGAAGCUUCCCGCCUUGCCCACUACAACAAGAAAUCAACCAUCAGCUCCCGCGAGAUCCAGACCGCCAUCCGGCUGCUUCUGCCCGGUGAACUGGCGAAACACGCCGUCAGUGAAGGAACCAAGGCUGUUACCAAGUACACCAGCAGCAAGUAA
Molecule: messenger RNA, 4059 nt
Organism: Porites lobata
Lineage: Eukaryota; Metazoa; Cnidaria; Anthozoa; Scleractinia; Poritidae
Source: the annotation of a GenBank genome assembly